Molecule: messenger RNA, 5909 nt
Organism: Nothoprocta perdicaria
Lineage: Eukaryota; Metazoa; Chordata; Aves; Tinamiformes; Tinamidae
Gene: THSD7B
Product: thrombospondin type 1 domain containing 7B
Exons: 30
Coding region: 229-4995 (1588 amino acids)
Biological process (GO): actin cytoskeleton organization
Cellular component (GO): plasma membrane
Source: RefSeq, a predicted model, not a curated record
UGCUGCUGGAAUUGCUGUGCCUGGCGCUGGGACGUCGCGGGGAGCGAGUGCCCCAGCAGCAGCUCCCUGGUGUCCUGCGGUGCUUGCAAGGAGGAAGCAGGAAGCCGCUGACUCCCUGUGCUGCUGCCACCCUGGGCAAUUGUAAUGCUGAGGACACCUGGGGAGUCCCUCAUCCGCAACUCCUCUCUGUGAGGACUGAAGAAGACCAGGGACGGUAUUAUCUGAAUUAUGCUUCUGCAACAGAACUGGGUUUCUCCUCACUGGGCAUGGCAAAGCCUGGGCAAGUUCUUGCUGUUAUUGGUAUUCUUCCUGUCCCAAGCAGCUGAUCUGGAAGCCAGGAAAAAUCAUCGGUUUAUCUGGAAAACAGGUCCCUGGGGCCGCUGCGUGGGCGCGUGCGGGGCCGGCGGCGUGCGGAGCCGGGCCGUGUGGUGCGCGCACGCCGACGGCUGGGCCACGCGGCCCGCGCACUGUGAGCCCCGCGAGCGGCCCGACGAGCAGCGCGGCUGCUUCCGCCUCUGCGACUGGCACCCGCACCUCUUCGCCUGGCAGCUUUCCGAGUGGGACGCGUGCACGCUGGUGUCCGGCGCCCGGCCCGCGCCCGCCGCCGCCUGCGUCACGGCCCAGCACGGGCUGCAGCGCCGCAGCGCCCGCUGCGUGCAGAAGCCCAACGGGACGCUGGCCGCCCGCGACAUCUGCGAGCAYCUGGCGCCGGCGCCGCCGACGGAGCAGGCCUGCCUGCUGCCGUGCCCGCGCGACUGCGUGCUCUCCGAGUUCUCCGGCUGGUCGGCGUGCGGCUGCCAGCGCCGCUCGCAGCACCGCACGCGCGCCCUCCUCUCGCCCCCGCUCUAUGGGGGCGCGCAGUGCCCCAACCUCACGGAAACCAGGAGCUGCGUCCCCAGCGCCUGCGCGCCCCCGGAGCGGRGCUUCACCUACAGCCUCCGCGUGGGCUCCUGGGGCGCCUGCCGCCCGCCGCACCGCACGCACCUCGGCCCCGUGGGAGGCACCGCGCUGGAGCCGGGCAUGGAGGCCGGUGAGCCGGGCACGGCCGCGCUGCACCCCUACCCGCGAGGCGGCCUGGCCCAGGCGGACAUCGGGUUCCAAAGCCGGCAGCUCCGCUGUGUCCGGAGUGACGGGAGCGACGCGCUGCUGAGCCUGUGUGCGCAGGAGGCCGUGCCGGCGGCGCUGAGGCCGUGCGUGGUGGCCAGGGACUGCGAGACGACGCCGUGGUCGGCGUGGAGCCCCUGCUCGAGGAGCUGCGGCGCGGCCGGACCGGCCCCCGGCCUGCGCAGCCGCCGGCGCCGUGUGGCCGCCGUGGCCCUGGGCGCCGGCCGCGGCUGCCCCCCGCUCGAGGAGAAGGAGGCCUGCGGAGGAGGAGGAGGACGAGGAGAAGAGCUGCAGCCCUGCCCCAGGUUUUCGUGGAGGACCUCGGCGUGGUCAGGCUGCCGGGUGUCGGCGGCGGCGUGCGGCGGCGGCGUGCGGACGCGCCAGGUCUUCUGUGCCCAGCUGCCCGCCGGGGCUGCGCCAGGUACGAAAAAAAUUACGAGACCCGUGGAUGGGAAGCUGUGCGCGGGGCCCGCGCCCGCUGCGUGCCAGCUGUGCAGCGUGCCCUGCCCCUCGGAGUGCCGCGUGUCCCCCUGGGCACCCUGGGGUCCCUGCGCUGCCGACGACUGCCAGGAGCACCAGGCGAGGCGAGGCUUCCGAAUGAGGCACAGACGCGUGAUGGCAGAUCCUGCGGGUGCUCCRGCGGCCUGUCCACAUCUGACCGAGGCCCUUCCUUGCGAAGACCCCGUGUGCUACGAGUGGGUCGUUGAGGAAGGGCCCUGYGUGACCGACCACGGCAAAUGUGGCCUUGGGCACCGCGUCCUGAAGGCUGCGUGCAAGAACAACAGAGGUGAAGAAGUAGCACAAAACCUUUGCUCAGAGCAUCUCCGUCCUGAGAUAGCGGCCUGUGAAGUACCUUGUGCCCUGGACUGCGUGGUCAGYGAGUGGUCCCAGUGGUCUCCGUGCUCCCAGUCGUGCUCCGGCAAAAAUGCCGAGGGGAGUCAGAGCAGAAGCAGGUCCAUCCUGGCCCUUCCCGCAGAGGGUGGGAAAGCCUGUCCCCCCGCGCGUGCCCUGCGGGAGCAGCGCGUGUGCAACGAGCACCCGUGUGCGCCCCUCUUCUGGGAGACGUCGCCCUGGAGCGCCUGCUCCGAAGGGGCCCCGGYGUCCGGGCCCAACGGCACCGUGGCCUGGAGCGCAGAGGCCGCCUGCGGAGUGGGGCUGCAGACCAGGAGCGUCUCCUGCAUCCGGAGCGGCACCGGCCACGUCGCUCCCAAGAGAUGUCCAGAAUCCAUCAGACCCGAGACGGUGCGACCUUGUCCUCUGCUCUGCAAGAAGGACUGUGUGGUUACGCCCUUCAGCGAGUGGACCCCCUGCCCAACAACCUGUCAACCAGGCAAUGCCACAGCAAUAAAGCAGUCUCGAUACAGGAUCAUCAUUCAGGAUUCUGCCAAUGGGGGACAAGCCUGUCCAGACACCUUGUAUGAAGAAAGAGAAUGUGAAGAUGUUCCUGUCUGUCCAGUGUAUAGGUGGAAGACCCAUCGAUGGAGUCACUGUGUCUUGGUGCCGGAUUCAGUGCAACAGGAUAUACUAGGACACAGCGAGGCCUGUGGACAUGGUUUACAAUCAAGAGCUGUUACAUGCCUCUCGGAGAGCAACGAUUCUGCAGAUGUCAGUGAAUGCUUGACGUGGGCAGGACCUAUGCCUUCCCUAGUGCAAGAGUGCCUCGUGCCCUGCAAAGAUGACUGCACAUUUACCCCGUGGUCUAAAUUUACAGCAUGCUCUUUCGACUGUGAAUCAACAAGAAGCAGAAGACGGUCGCUCACAGGGAGAAGCAGAAAGCGAGACAAAUGCCAGGAUACCGAAGUUUAUCCUCAAGUCGAAACCGAGCCAUGCCCCUGUGAGACGUUUACCUCCCAGCCCCACGGAAAUUGGUCGGAUUGCAUUAUUGAAGAAGGCAAACCAGAGCUGCAAGCAGGAAUGCGAAUCCUUGGAGACACCAAGGAAUGUGGGAAAGGGGUCCGGCUGCGAGCACUCGCCUGCUACGAUAAGACCGGCCGCCUCGUGGAACCAUCUCGCUGUAGCAGUUCUGGCUACAUUGAAGAAUCCUGCACGGUGCCGUGCCCGUUUGACUGCAAGCUGAGYGACUGGUCCAGCUGGGCGCCUUGCAGCUCGUCCUGCGGGUUGGGAGUGAGCACCCGCUCGCGGUGGCUCAAGGAGAAGCCCUACAACGGAGGCCGUCCCUGCCCAAAGCUGGACCUCAAGAACCAGGUGCAYGAGGCAGUCCCAUGUUACAGCGAGUGCAAUCAGUAUGCCUGGGUGGUGGAAGCGUGGUCUCCGUGCAAAAUCGACAGCGAACAGAAUUCCCUCCACUGUGGAGAAGGAAUGCAAACGAGAAAAGUCAGGUGUGUGAACACUGCUGAGGAACAUGAAGGUGAGACUGUACCCCAUGCCAUGUGUAACCAGUCAGAAAUCCCAGAAGAAACUCAGAAGUGCAGCCUGUAUUGCCCUGGCGAGUGUGCAGUAUCUGCCUGGGGACAGUGGAGCAAGUGCCCACAGGUGUGUGACCCGAACGUCAUGCAGCUGCGGACACGGCAAGUGCUGCGCCCCUCGGUCACCGCCAAGCCCUGCCCUGAAGGGUCACAAAUGAGGCCGUGUAUCCUGAACCAGAAUUGCUUCCAAUACCAGUAUAACCUCACAGGCUGGAGCACGUGCCAGCUCCCUGCGAACGCCGCGUGCGGCGCCGGCGUCCGGCGGCGCCUCCUGGGCUGCGUGCGCAGCGACGGCAGCUCCGUGUCCCCGCGCCACUGCGAGCAGCUUCACUUGGAAAGGCCGCUGGAGACGAGCGCCGAGUGCCUCGUGGGCUGUGUGGUGGACUGCCGCCUCUCGCCGUGGUCGGCGUGGUCCGAGUGCUCGCACACGUGCGGCGCCGGCGGCCACGCGGUGCGCUCGCGGGCCGUGCUGCUGCCGGCGCAGGGCGGAGGGAGAGCGUGUCCGGCCCAGCUCUCGCAGCGCAGACACUGCCCCGUCACGCCGUGCUACCGCUGGGCCCUGGGAGAGUGGGCCCCGUGCCAGGUGGAGGGUGGACAGUGUGGAGAAGGUUUCCAAGUACGCAACCUCACAUGUGUAGUGCACGAUGCCUCUGUUCCUGUUACCUCCAGACCAGUGGAAAAUGCUUUAUGUGGGGAGCUACCACCAGAAGACAGCAUGCUGCAGUUACCCUGUUCUGUGCCUUGCCCGGGUGACUGCCACAUGACAGAGUGGUCGGAGUGGAGCUCGUGUGAGCUCACGUGCAUUGGUGGCAGGAGCUUUGAGACAACAGGUCGCCAGUCUCGAUCAAGGACAUUUAUAGGUCAGGCUUUUGAGAACCAAGAGAGCUGUUCUGGACAAGUCAUGGAGACGCGGCCUUGCUCAGGAGGGAGGUGUUACAGCUAUCUGUGGAAAACCAGCCUUUGGCAAGGGAACAAGCGCACAGUGUGGUGUCAACGCUCAGAUGGGAUAAACGUCACAGGAGGGUGUUCUCUUCAGACCAAACCAGCUGAAAUUCAGCACUGCAAUCCAGCAUGCAGGAAACCCUUCUCCUAUUGCACACAGAAAGGAGUCUGCGGAUGUGAGCGAGGAUAUACGGAAAUAAUGAGAUCAAAUGGCUUCCUGGAUUACUGCAUGAAGGUGCCAGGUUUAGAAGAUAAGAAAGCUGAUGUUAAGACCAUUGCUGGAAAAAAUAAACCUGUCAACUCAAAAAUGCAUGACAUUUUCAAAGGAUGGUCUAUUCAACCUUUUAAUCCAGAUGGUAGACUGAAGAUGUGGGUAUAUGGAGUAUCCGCUGGUGGGUUCGUCAUCAUCAUUUUCAUGAUUUUUACAUCCUACCUUAUGUGCAARAAAACAAAACAGAAUCAAAGCCCUCCUCCACAACAGAAGCCUCUCACCUUGGCCUACGACGGCGACGUUGACAUGUAACAGGACAGAAGAAGUCCAAACGUAGACAUCCACUGCCUUAACUGCUUUCUUUUUUUGUAAGUCGCAGACUUCUCAGUUUUUUGAGGAAUCUCCUGAUGUGUACUAUGCUGGGCAGAACAGCAGAACAGAAAGAUUGCAAACUUAGACUUUUGCCACCUCUUUAUUGGAGAGAGAAAAAAAAAAGAGAGAGUCAAAGACUUGGAUCCUGUGAAACUUUUCUGAAGGGACUGGAAGACACAUCUCCUCCUGUUGAGCAAUGGGAAUAAAAAAUAGAAAUCUACAGACAUCAAAAGGCAUUACUAAAAUAAAAAAGGCAUGACAAUCCUGAGGAAAAUGUGACAUUCACUGUAAAUGACAAGUUUGACACAGCAUCAUUAUGCACUAUAUUAGUGCAGGGCUCUAUUCUUCACGUUUCAACAAUGAGUUUUCUAGUGUUUACAUUUCGUUCAAAAGACUUUAAAAGUGGAUCAUGCAUUUGGAGGACCACGAAGAAGAAUGAGUUGAAGUGUCUGAAGUUAUCUGUUUUUUUUUUAAAGUUUAUUGCUUCUUAUCCUGUUUUCUAGUCUGGAAUAUGAUUUUUGUUUCAUUUCCACCUAUAGAACAGAAUAAGGAUUGGUAUGAAAAGGCGUACGUGGUUUCUUAACUGAAAAUAUUUUUUAAAGAGUCGAGUAGAUAGGUGUUUUGAUGGGUGGCUAGAGAACUUGAUUGUUUGAAAAGUAUUUUAAAUUAAAUUAAACCAUGUAGAUACAUUAUGGCCAGUUUAAAUUGUUAUUCAGUUUAAUUAAUACAAACUCUGCUUUUGUAUUUAAAUUUUCUUAUCUGAAAUAUUUAUAAAUUCUUUUUUCAAAUUUAAUUACCUGACCUCAUUUAAUAUACAUCUAACACAAAUACUGUUUGUAGAAGGUCUUGCUUUU